CCUGAUACUUUACCGAGUGCAAGUUGUUAAUACAGUAGACUUUUCAAUCGUUUUCGGUUAUCACAAACACAUAAAAUGAUUCUAAUUUUCCUAAUUUUGAGUUGUCUCCAAUUCAGCUUCGCAGAGAAUCCCGUCUUCCCUGGAUAUUAUGCCGAUCCCGAGGGAAUUGUGUAUGGUGAUAAAUACUGGAUUUUUCCAACAUAUUCUGCCGAAUACGAAGACCAAACGUUUUUCGAUGCUUUCUCGUCGUAUGACAUGGUCAACUGGACUAAACACUCUCGAAUCAUUGAUUCGAAUGAGGUUGCUUGGGCCGAAAGGGCCAUGUGGGCACCUGCCGUUUUAGAAAAGUCUGGAAAAUAUUAUUUAUUUUUCGCAGCCAACGACGUGUAUGAAGGUGACAUUGGUGGCAUUGGAGUGGCCGUUGCCGAUCAGCCCGAAGGGCCAUAUAAGGAUCUAAUUGGCAAGCCAUUAAUCAACGACAUUGUUAAUGGGGCACAACCCAUUGAUCAAUACGUUUUCACAGACAUGGAUGGUCAAAUGUACAUGUACUAUGGUGGAUGGGGACAUUGUAACAUGGUGAAAAUGAAUGAAAACCUUACAGCAAUCGUACCGUUUCCAGACGGUCAACUGUUCAAAGAAGUAACACCACAAAACUACAUCGAAGGUCCGUUCAUGUUUAUUCGUAACGAAAAAUAUUACUUCAUGUGGUCGGAGGGCGGAUGGGGCGGACCUAAUUACAAAGUGGCUUAUGCAAUUGCUACGUCACCAUUCGGCCCUUUCGAAAGAAUUGCUACGAUUUUGGAACAAGAUGAAAAUAUAGCAACUGGAGCUGGUCAUCAUUCGGUCAUUAAAGUGCCCGGUCAAGACAAGUACUAUAUUGUGUAUCAUAGGCGGCCGUUAGGUGACAAUGGAAGAGACAGCCGUGUUACUUGCGUUGAUGAAAUGAAGUUCAAUGAGGACGGAACGAUCAUUCCAGUAAAGAUGACAUUCGAUGGUGUCGUCGCUCCGCUUCUUAGUGGAGGAUCGAAAAUCUAUUGGAGCAAUUCAAUUUGGAUAUUGUUCAUACUUGCGUCAUCGACGAUUUUUGUUCACUUUACAUUAUAGAAAUCAACUUA
Bradysia coprophila is the source of this 1115-nucleotide messenger RNA. RefSeq lists its product as uncharacterized. Gene Ontology annotation, molecular function: hydrolase activity, hydrolyzing O-glycosyl compounds. The record is from RefSeq and is a predicted model, not a curated record. Gene Ontology annotation, biological process: carbohydrate metabolic process. NCBI's taxonomy places the organism in Eukaryota, Metazoa, Arthropoda, Insecta, Diptera, Sciaridae.